Messenger RNA from Talaromyces stipitatus ATCC 10500, 663 nucleotides. RefSeq lists its product as uncharacterized. The coding region runs from base 1 to 663 and encodes 220 amino acids. Gene Ontology annotation, molecular function: DNA binding. The transcript is spliced from 2 exons. Lineage: Eukaryota; Fungi; Ascomycota; Eurotiomycetes; Eurotiales; Trichocomaceae. Gene Ontology annotation, cellular component: nucleus. The record is from RefSeq and is a predicted model, not a curated record.
AUGCCACCAAUUCGCAAUAAAAAUAAGAAAGAUUUAGCUGAGCAAAAGGGACGAAUCUUAUUAGCUAUUUCCGAUUUACAAAAUGGACGAAUCUUACGCGUGGCUCAAGCUGCAAGGAUCUAUAGUAUACCCCGGGCGACUCUACAAGACAGAUUAAACGGCACUCAACAAAGAUCUCAAGUACGCGCCAACAGUCAUAAAUUAACUCAGUGUGAGGAGGAAUUGCUUGUCAAAUGGAUACUCGAUCUAGAUAAACGUGGAUUACCUCCUCGACACUCUCUUGUACGAGAGAUGGCUGAUUAUCUUCUUUCACAACGCGGAAACCAACAGGUUGGAGAAAAUUGGGUAUAUAAUCUUGUCAAACGUCGCCCAGAGAUUGAAUCAAAGUUCUCACGGAAAUAUAACUAUGAACGUGCUAAAUGCGAAGAUCCGAAGAUAAUCCAAGAAUAUUUUGAUCGCGUACGAGAGGUUAUAUCAGACUAUGGGAUCUUGCCAGAAGACAUCUACAAUUUUGAUGAGACUGGCUUUGCUAUGGGACUCUGUGCGACUGCCAAGCCUGGUAAUCGAGAAUGGGUAACUGCAAUUGAGGCAGUUAAUUCGAUUGGAUGGGCACUGCCUUCGUACAUUAUUUUCAAGGCAAAGAAAUACACUCGAUUAGGAUGA